This is a messenger RNA of Salvelinus namaycush (lake trout), 2131 nucleotides long. RefSeq names its product serine/threonine-protein phosphatase 2A catalytic subunit alpha isoform-like. Gene Ontology annotation, biological process: mitotic cell cycle; peptidyl-serine dephosphorylation. The coding region runs from base 337 to 1266 and encodes 309 amino acids. Gene Ontology annotation, cellular component: cytosol. The transcript has 7 exons. Gene Ontology annotation, molecular function: protein serine/threonine phosphatase activity. The record is from RefSeq and is a predicted model, not a curated record. NCBI's taxonomy places the organism in Eukaryota, Metazoa, Chordata, Actinopteri, Salmoniformes, Salmonidae.
CCAGUGUAAUAGAACUCCCUCAUUGAUUGUCGCUCGGGAAAGAAGCUGGGUUGGGUCCACGGAAUUUCAUACAGAGCCAGUUUUCUGCAACUGCACCACGCAUUUCUUUAGCUUUUUCAUAUUAACAUAAGCUUGAGGUACAUGCAUCGCUUAUUCUUAACAAGUAGUUAGCUAGUGCCGAGGGUUUGAACCAAUUUAAAACAGAGUCGGUAACCUAGCAAGAUCGUGCAUUCAUUUUCGACGAAAGCAAAACGAGUGCGAAUGACGAGAACGCAUUCGCUAAACUAGUUUUCGAUAGGUUUUCAACCUAACUAGCUAGCUGAAAUAUAACCAGACAUGGACGACAAGUCAUUCACUAAGGAAUUGGAUGGGUGGAUUGAGCAACUCGGCGAAUGCAAGCAGCUCUCGGAAAACCAAGUCAAAGCCCUUUGCGAGAAGGCCAAAGAGAUCCUGACGAAGGAGUCUAAUGUGCAGGAGGUGAGAUGUCCAGUCACCGUGUGCGGGGAUGUCCAUGGCCAGUUCCAUGACUUGGUGGAGCUGUUUAAAAUCGGAGGGAAGUCUCCGGACACCAACUACCUCUUCAUGGGAGACUACGUGGACAGGGGCUACUACUCUGUAGAGACAGUCAGCCUCCUGGUAUCUCUCAAGGUUAGGUACCGUGAGCGAAUCACAAUCCUUCGAGGGAACCACGAGAGCAGACAGAUCACCCAGGUGUACGGCUUCUACGACGAGUGUUUAAGGAAAUACGGAAACGCCAACGUCUGGAAGUACUUCACAGACUUAUUUGACUAUCUGCCCCUCACUGCCCUGGUAGAUAACCAGAUCUUCUGUCUCCACGGUGGACUGUCCCCCUCAAUAGACACAUUGGAACACAUCAGAGCGCUGGAUCGCUUACAGGAAGUUCCUCAUGAGGGUCCGAUGUGUGACCUGCUGUGGUCAGACCCUGAUGACCGUGGCGGCUGGGGCAUCUCUCCCCGCGGUGCCGGCUACACCUUUGGACAGGACAUCUCAGAGACUUUCAACCAUGCUAACGGACUCACCCUGGUCUCCAGAGCUCACCAGCUCGUCAUGGAGGGUUAUAACUGGUGCCAUGACCGUAACGUAGUGACUAUCUUCAGUGCACCCAAUUACUGCUAUCGCUGUGGAAACCAGGCUGCCAUCAUGGAGCUGGAUGACACACUCAAGUACUCUUUCCUUCAGUUUGAUCCAGCCCCUCGCAGAGGAGAGCCCCAUGUGACCCGCCGCACUCCUGACUACUUCCUGUAAAAGAUCCCAAUGCUUGUAAAGCAUUGCUGUAGAAUCUUCUUAGUCAACGUGAAGCAGAAGGUGGGGAAAAGGGAGCAACUGACCAUCGGUAUAGAGUUGUGACAAAUUAAGCAUCCAUGGACCAAAAUGUGUGCCAUAAUUUCACAAUGCAAAAAUGGAGAGAGAGGGGGGGGGGAAUCUGAUUCAACUUUAAAGAAGACCACACAACCUACACCCACCACAGUCCACUUCCUACUCUCUGCAUGUUGUAUUUAUGUCUCUGAAAAUGAUUCUUCAUUAUAAAGACUACAGUGGCUGUGUAGUGCACUAUAUAUAGUUAAAAGGGUGCCAUUUUGGAAGGAGACAGUCUCACAGUACCUGCUGGUUUUGUCAGGUAAAAUAUCUACUUUGAAUGAAUGCAUCUGCUGAGAUUAAUGCUUAAAUGUAACCCUUGUGUUAGGACUGUAAUUAAGAUAUAGAAUGGUUCGCCAGAACUAAACUCAUCAUGGCCUCAAACUGGAAGGUUGCGGUAAAACAUGUUGCAACAUUUUUUUGGAACAAAUUCAAUGGCUUUUUUUGUGCGUGUGAAUUGAAAUCGUUGUUUUCAGGGUUGGUUGGGCGGAAUUGAAUUCUUCUGUUUGCACUUUUGUAUUUAAUUUUUAUCACAUGACACUGACAAACUACUACAUUCUGUUUUAUAUUUCACCCCCAGAAAAAUAGCUUUUCUGUCACUCACCUGUCUGUCACGUGAGUGACAUCUAUUUCAGUUAGGAACACCUGUACAAAAUGAUAUCCCUUGUUAUACACUGAACAAAAAUAUAAACGCAACAUGUAAAGUGCUGGUCCCAUGUUUCAUGAGUUUAAAUAAAUUAUACCAGAAAUGUUC